GUUUAUGCUACGCUGAAUUCGGAGGGCGCGAACCACGUGCUGGAUCAGCUUACACUUAUUCAUACAUUUGUUCUGGAGAAUUAGUCGCAUUUAUCAUUGGAUGGAAUCUGAUACUGGAAUAUGUUAUAGGUAGUGCCAGUGUAGCGCGAGGUGUUAGUGUUUAUCUUGAUUCGAUACUGGAUGGUGUCAUAGGAAAGGCUUUUGCUUCAUUCGCACCUCUAUCACUUUCCUUUCUUGCUGGUCAUGUGGAUUUUUUGGCUUUUAUAUUAGCCGUCUUAUUUGCAGUGGCUUUAGCUUUAGGAGUGAAAAAAUCUACAAUGGUCAAUAACUUAUUUUCAUUGUUGAACUUGAUCGUCGUGGUGUUUGUUAUAAUUGCUGGAAGCAUAAAGAUCGAUAUCAAAAAUUGGAAAAUCAAGCCUGAGACGUUGCCUGCAGUCGUGCAAGCUACCCAGAACAUUGGCUCUGGCGGAUUCUUCCCGUUCGGUGUGAUGGGAACAAUAAAGGGGGCUGCAACUUGUUUCUAUGGUUACAUCGGCUUUGACUGCAUUUCAGCAAGUGGCGAAGAAGUUCAAGAGCCAAGAAAAACCAUACCACGUGCAAUAAUUGCAACACUGGUAAUUGUUUUCAUCUCGUACUUCGGCGUUUCUGCAGUGAUAACACUUAUGUUGCCUUACUACGAUCAGAAUCGUGAUGCGCCAUUGCCUUAUGCGUUUGCUGCUGUUGGAUGGAAUUUUGCAAAGUGGAUAGUUGCUAUAGGAGGUCUUUUCGGUUUAAUUACUAGUUUGUUUGGAUGUAUGUUUCCACUGCCUCGUAUUUUGUAUGCCAUGGCUUCUGAUGGAUUGAUUUUUAGAUUUAUGGGCCGCGUUAGUGAUACAUAUAAUACACCCGUCAGUGGAACAAUUCUAGCUGGAUUACUUACCGGUUUGAUGGCUGCGUUGUUUGAUCUAAAUCAGCUGGUAAAUAUGAUGUCAAUAGGAACGUUAACUGCCUAUACGAUGGUCGCCGCAUGUGUACUUUUGUUAAGAUAUGAAUACCCAGUUAAGGUAUACCAUGCAUCAGAUUCAGCAGCUGAAAGUGAAAGUGAAAUGCUGUUAUCCAAUCAUAAAACGAAUAGGCAUGAAGUAGUCGAAGACUCUGAAGUUGAAUCAGAUGAACCCGGUAAAGAGUAUGACGCUUCCGAUUCCGAUAACUACACUACUACACCACCUCAAGAAAGAAGUGCUCUAGUUUCGAAAAAUAAAAUUGUUAAACACAAUUUGCGGAAUGUAUUGUCGCAAGUGAUAAAUAGAGAAGGUUCGACUACCCCGACGUCUUUGUCACAAUAUGUGUUCCAUUGGCUCAUUUGCAUAUACGGAAUUCUUUGUCUGGCUCUCGGUUUAAGUCUAGUUUAUGGCGAGAAGGCACUAAGCAAAUUGGAGCCAUGGAUAAUCGUCUUAUGUACCUUCUUGUCAUUGCUUCUGGUGUUAAACGUCUACGCCAUGGCUCGGCAACCCAGUAGCGGCAAACCAGACACAUUCAGUGUACCACUCGUUCCAUACGUUCCUGCAAUUAGUAUUUUUGUGAACAUUUUACUAAUAUUAAUGCUGGACCCUGCCACGUGGAUUCGAUUUGGGAUAUGGAUGACAAUAGGAUUCUUAGUUUUUGUUCUGACGAGACAUUGCGUACGCAAAAAUGAUGACACCACUUGGAGAAGCGUAACUCCUCGUUCAAAGAUACCUAUAAGAAAUAAUCCUAUUCCCAGCGUAGAGCUGCCCCAUAAUAUAGAUUAUGCUUAUGAAAAUUGUGUUGAAAUUGAAACAAUGGAGGAAGUAAAACAAUCUCCCAUUUCAAUGCAUGAAUCUUUGGUUGUGUUACCAGACCUAGUCAUGCCCACGAAAGCUUUAGCAACAACAUUAACAAACAAUAGUUGUGAUAAAGAAGAAAAAUAUUCACCAAACCUUCAACAAAAUGUUGAUUCACUAAAUGAAAAACAUGAACCAAAAAAUGAAAGAUCUGACCAAGUUUUUGAACCUUCGGAAACUGUUAUGGCCUAUUUUGAUGACAUAUUACAAAAUGAAGAUACCGAAUCUUCCACGUUUAAAUCGUCUCCUGAACUUCGAAAAAGCUCUUCAAAAAGCAAUAACUCAUCCAUUAAAUCAAUCAGAAGUUCAAUAUCUUCCACUGAAUCUUGCUUAUUACGUGACGGAGCGCUGAAAGAGUUUUCCGAUACCUGUGAAAGUAAAAAUGAAAUCGAUAUCAAAAAUGACGAAUUCAAAGACAACGAUGAUAAAGCUCACUGUAAUGACAAUAUUCAAAUAGUUAAUCCUGCAGGACUGGUAAAUUCUCAAAAUGAUGGUUGUUAUAAACCCGAAACUGAUAAAACUAAUACAGGAUCUAGUUCUGUAAAGCUCAGAGAUAAAAAUUCAGACUCAGCGUCAAUUAGAAGUUCUUUAUUCGCCCAAAAAUUAGAGAAAAUUCUUGGAGAUGGAAUUGGAAGUCUAAGUAUUGAAGGAAUUCCGCCUAUUCAGUCAGUUCCAAUUGAGCAAAAUAGUCAAUUGAGCAAAAUAGCUCAAGAUUCAAAUGUUGCGACUGAUCUGUCUACAAGUACUAAGACUCCUUUUAAUAUACCCAGUCCUCCAAAAAUGCCUACUCCAGAAAUAUUAAGAAAAAUAAACUCUACACCGGCUAACUUAAAUAAGCUAAGAAUUUCAGUGAUCCCAUUAUUUGAAGAAUUAGAGAACAGAAAAAGUAAUCUGAGGCAUAGACCAGAGAAUGUAACCCAUAAAAAUAUAAAUGAGACACAAUUAUUGAACAACCAAGAAACUUUAGAACUGCAAGGAAAGCGACAACCCGAAACAAAUGCAAUUGCAAACAAAAAUUACGCAUUAGUAACAGUUACACCUUAUUCAUCGCCAGAAAUAUUAAAUGAUUCAAUGCCUCCUAAUUUAUUGGAAGAAAAAAGCGAUAAACUAGAGAAUAAUAUCAAUGAUGGUGCCAAUGUCAUGUCGCGAGCAGAACUUAGAGACAAACUAAACUCUAUUCUCGCUUUUAGACUGUCACAAGUAGAACCAAAACAAAGUGAACAAAUCUCAAUACUGCCUGAACAUAAUAAUGAAGAGCAUGACGCAUAA
Molecule: messenger RNA, 3110 nt
Organism: Ctenocephalides felis (cat flea)
Lineage: Eukaryota; Metazoa; Arthropoda; Insecta; Siphonaptera; Pulicidae
Product: cationic amino acid transporter 2-like
Exons: 12
Biological process (GO): amino acid transport; transmembrane transport
Cellular component (GO): plasma membrane
Molecular function (GO): amino acid transmembrane transporter activity
Source: RefSeq, a predicted model, not a curated record